This is a messenger RNA of Neoarius graeffei (lesser salmon catfish), 1931 nucleotides long. RefSeq names its product tumor necrosis factor receptor superfamily member 10B-like. Gene Ontology annotation, biological process: positive regulation of apoptotic process; TRAIL-activated apoptotic signaling pathway. Gene Ontology annotation, molecular function: protein binding. Lineage: Eukaryota; Metazoa; Chordata; Actinopteri; Siluriformes; Ariidae. Gene Ontology annotation, cellular component: plasma membrane; cell surface. The record is from RefSeq and is a predicted model, not a curated record.
AGAGAAAGGAAGGGAGGCGUAUUGAAUGCUUAAUGUUCACGCUUCACCACAUCCGAAACUCGCUGGGUGAACACGCGUGUCUUGACGUCGUUCCGGAAUGAGACUGCUGACAAGUUUUUAUUCUGUGGAGUUUAUUUACAGCAGGUUUGUUUCUCUGUGAGUCCUGAACGAUCAUCAUGAGACACUUUAUCAGUCUGCUGCUGAUGUUAUGGAUCUGGAGCUCCAGCGGGAGCCGAACGAAGCGAGACAUUGUGUGCCACGACGGCGCUGGAUACUUGCACAACAACAACAACAACCUCUGCUGCCUCAACUGUCCAGCUGGUACUUUUGUCAAAGAGGGGUGCAGCAAGGCGCUUGAGAGAGGUGUGUGUCAGCAGUGCAACUUUGACACCUACACCGAGCAUGAUAAUGGACUGAGCAGGUGUUUGAAGUGUACCAAGUGUCGCCCAGAUCAGGAGCUUGUGGAGCGAUGCAACAGCACCAGAAACACACGCUGCCAGUGUAAAGCCGGUUCCUUCUGUCUGCCAGAACAAGCCUGUGAGAUCUGCAAGACGUGCAGGAAAUGUAAAGAAGACGAGAAGAUGGUGGAGAACUGCACAGCCAACUCAAACACCAUCUGCCAAAAAAGAGGCCCCGUCUCCCCUCGGACAUGGCAAGGGGCAGUCAUCUCAGUCAUGGCAUUAAUCAUGGUAAUCUUGAUCUUCCUGUGUUUCCUGUACUGGAAAACAAUGCCUGCAGAUAAGAAAGCAGUGGCAUCAAAAUGGCUGAGAGGAAUUUGGAAAACGGACACGGCAAAUGACAGUAAUUUGGUGGAGAUAAAUCAGAACUGUGUGAACAUCAGCAUACUGGAGAAAGGAGGACAGUUCCAGCCCCUCAUCAGUCUGACUCAGCCGGUGGGUGAAGACAUAGAGGACGAGGAGGAUAAAGGGCUUGGCCCAAGCCUCCCCAACACCACAGCCUCGUCCCAGACCAGCCUGCCUGUGUGCGCGCCUGCCUCAGCUGACGCAAGCGAGUACUGCCUUAGCCGCUUACUGCCUCUGCAGCUUAACGCUCGGGAAAAUGGAACACUGUGUAGGCUUGUUCCUUUAAAUGCAGAUGACUCUCUGAGGAAAAGCUUUGACCUGUUCGGAGAGAUAGACAUGAACUACCACAACCGCUUCUUCAGGUUCCUCGGCCUGAGCGACAACAUCAUAAAGACCACCGAGAUGACCUGUUCUUUGCCUGAGGAUAGGGUGUACGAGCUGCUGAAGGUCUGGAUGGAGAAAGAAGGCAUGAAGGCGGAUUUUAACAGCCUCAUCGAAGCCCUUUGUUAUCUGAACCAGAAGCUGUCUGCAGAAAGCAUCAUCGCAAGAGCCAUCGAGAGUGGCUACUUCAGAUAUGAAGACUGAAAACAAGCACAAGAUCUUCUAUGGUGCUUGUGGAAAACUGUGAAAAUUGGACUUGAGUGUUAUUUAUUAUUUUUGAAUGUAUACUUUUUGCCUUUAUUAUUUGUGAAUGUCGGCAUUUCGUGAAAUUGUACAUUUUUAUUUUUUGGCCUUUAAAUAAUGUAUGAAGUACUGAUUGGUUGACUUUGAUAUUCAUCCAUUCUGUUUCCUACUUUUUGUGAGGUAAUAUUAAAUGUCUUAUUUGCUAAAUGUGUUUUGUACCUUUUAUAAAAUAAGCAGGAUGAAUAUUGAUUAUACUAUGGUGGAAAACAACACCACAAACUAAGAUAUGGUUGAUAUUAUCAAUUUUCUUUCACUUGUUAAUUCUCACAUAAAUGAUGCACAACCAUACUUGUAACUAAGGAUUAGUUUACUUUUUAAACGCAAUAUUCUUAUUUGACAUUUUUAUUUCAUAAGAGCAAUGUACAGAAGUAGUUUUUUUUUUAAACUGGAGUAUUUAUAGCUUGUCAUACCGUUAUUGACCGCAUGAGGGCGGUGCUGCAUAAA